AUUACUUUCCAUCGAACACGUGCGCGCUGAUAAUAAGCGCUUGCGCCUUGCGCAAUGAGUUGAGGCUAAAAAUAAUAGCAGCUUGUCAAUAGAAUAGUCUCAGCAAUAAAUUAUAAGAUCAUCGUUUCCUUAAAGACGCGUAGGUCAACUGUCUUCUACCAGACGUAAAGUCAGAAAGUGAAAAGGUGGAGACCAUGUCACAAAGAACAAACUCACUGGAUUUGAUACAGGGACUUCAAGACAUUGAGACUCCACAUGGUGUUCAUCUUGCUGGGAUAUAUAAACGGAGCUUUGCUUUUGUGACCAUAAGAGAUAGAUUGCCAGUCAUCUUAACAAAAAUUGUUGAUACUUUAAGUCGUGAGAAAGAUGAAAUUAUUAAACAAUAUGGACAGGAAUCAGCAGAGGAAGUAAAACACAUUAUAGGACGUAUUAGUAAAUUGAAAAAUGAAGUAGUUACCAAUAAACCACUACAGCGACUUCCUUCAGUUGAUAUUGACGAUGAUAAAAAUGUAUGGAAUGAGUACCUUGAUGAACGUACUAGAAUAGAAGGAGAAAUACCAUGUUGGUUUAACACACAUUGGUUAUAUUGUGAAUGUUAUCUAUAUCGUAGGCUGGCACAAGAAUUUGCACUCACGAAAACCUUAAAAAACUAUGACCCUUUUAGAAAACAAAAGCAAGAUAGUUUUACUGGAUCGAUCGGUAGUAUUAUUGCCCUUAGCCACUAUACGAUGGAUCUUAUUAAUAGAACAGAAAAUGUAUCAUCUGCUGAACGGAAACAUGAAUUUAUUAAAUUAAUAAAAGUUGAUCUUUGGGGAAACAGAUGUGACUUAUCUCUUAGCGCUGGCGCUGAAAGCAAUCAAUCUGGGAAUCCAAUCUCACUCUUAGAAUCUUUAGAAAAAGACAUUCUUGUGGAUGAAUCGAAAUAUAUUUGGGAUCUUCUAAGUAAGACUGACAAACAAAAUAACUCUCUCAUUGUUGAUAUAAUACUAGACAAUGCAGGAUAUGAACUAUUUACCGAUUUAUGUUUGGCUGCAUUUAUGGUAACUCAUGGUCUAACGCAAAAAGUUCGUUUUUACGUUAAAUCUAGGCCAUGGUACGUGAGUGACACCACUGUCAAUGAUUUCCAUUGGCUAGUGGAGCAAAUGAAAACAUCAUCAAAUCCUGAUUUAUCAGCCUUGGGUGAAAUAUGCGCCAAUCAUGUGCAAAAUAAUAUUUUCACCAUAGAGGAAGAAUUAUUUUGGACUGAACCAUAUGACUAUGCACAAAUGAAGAGUCGCGAUCCAAUAUUAUACGCCAAACUCUCUGAAGCCACAUUGGCCAUAUUUAAAGGCGAUCUGAAUUACAGAAAACUGACUGGUGAUAUCAAUUUCGAAUAUACAACCAGUUUUCUAGAGUCAUUGCGAGGUUUUACACCAACUAAUUUGCUCAGCUUAAGAACUAUAAAAUCCGAUGUUUGCGUCGGUCUGCCACCAGGUAAAGCAGAAGCAAUUCGCGCAAAAGAUGAAAACUGGCUGAUCACUGGUCAAUAUGGCCUUAUACAAGCCACCAUCAAUAGUGGGUGUCCAUGCAUACAAAGAACAUGUUAAAUCACAUAAGAGAAAUUCAUAAUAAUAAAAUGUUAUUUGAAAAAUAAUUAAUCAUUGCUGUGGCGAAACAGCAGAGUUCAGAAAAGAUUUAAUUUUCUGAUUGCACGUUCUCCCCUUUUGCAUAUAUUUACUUUUAUAACUUUUCCAAAUAUUCAAUUUCCAUAUUUUGAAAUGUACAUAACAUUCUCUAGAAAAAAUACUUUUUUUUGUACUAAACCUUAUACGUGCGGUGCAAGACAAAUUACAUAACCGCUGAGAGACACAAGAAAUUAAUAUUUGGAAAAUAAAUGUAUAAUUAAAUCAAAUCACAAUAUUAUUACAAGUCAGCAAAAGCACAUGUAUCUGCUAAUGUAAAACAUGUCACCUUAUCGUAUAUUUAGUAAAAGAACAAGAAACAGACAGCCAUAACGUAGAAAAAGUAAUCUAAUGUAAGCAACAUAUAAUGUAUUAUUCUUAACAAUAUAUCACGAUCUUCCGAAUAGUUAAA
Molecule: messenger RNA, 2073 nt
Organism: Cephus cinctus (wheat stem sawfly)
Lineage: Eukaryota; Metazoa; Arthropoda; Insecta; Hymenoptera; Cephidae
Product: putative protein-glutamate O-methyltransferase
Exons: 7
Coding region: 195-1586 (463 amino acids)
Biological process (GO): DNA damage response
Cellular component (GO): nucleus; cytoplasm
Molecular function (GO): phosphatase activity
Source: RefSeq, a predicted model, not a curated record